AUGAUUGCAGGACUCAACCUUCUCUUUAAGGACACUGGAAUUCGGACGGAUGAGAUGAAGGGCAGUGUAGAAGAUUUCAUGUCAGCCCAAAGCGAGGUCAAUCGCCUGAGGAGAGAGUUGAUACUUCAGAAGUGCGCCAAGCAUCCAGAACUGAAUCAAGGUGGUAUUACCCACAACACAUAUCGCCAUAUAUACUUCAGUGACAAGCACAAGCUUCUCUAUUGUUUCAUCCCGAAGGUCGGAUGCAGCAACUGGAAGAGGGUGAUGAUGAUUUUGAACGGGAGCAAGAACAAAAUCAGCGAGAUGCUACCCAACGAAGUCCACGAAUACAACGGCAUGAAGCGCCUCGCCGAAUUAUCGGGCACAGAGCAACAGCAGAAGUUACAAACAUACAAGAAAUUCGUUUACGUGCGCAAUCCGUUUGGGCGCUUGCUAUCAGCCUUCAAUAAUAAAUUCGGGGAUGUUGUAGACUCGUUGGUUGAAUAUCCAUCUAAAAGCAAUAGUCACCCAACGAACAGCAGCGCUAAAAUGGAAAAAGCUUUUCAAGAUUUACCCAAAGACAAUUUACAAAAAUUGUGGAAAAUUUACGAAAAAGAUUUCGAAAUAUUUGACUACCCAAAGCCAGAUUUCAUUGAAGAAUAUUAG
Messenger RNA from Strongylocentrotus purpuratus (purple sea urchin), 645 nucleotides. RefSeq names its product carbohydrate sulfotransferase 11-like. The record is from RefSeq and is a predicted model, not a curated record. Gene Ontology annotation, molecular function: sulfotransferase activity. NCBI's taxonomy places the organism in Eukaryota, Metazoa, Echinodermata, Echinoidea, Camarodonta, Strongylocentrotidae. The transcript has 3 exons. Gene Ontology annotation, cellular component: membrane. The coding region runs from base 1 to 645 and encodes 214 amino acids. Gene Ontology annotation, biological process: carbohydrate biosynthetic process.